Messenger RNA from Phascolarctos cinereus (koala), 3679 nucleotides. It is a transcript of the gene RBFA, whose product is annotated as ribosome binding factor A. Lineage: Eukaryota; Metazoa; Chordata; Mammalia; Diprotodontia; Phascolarctidae. Gene Ontology annotation, molecular function: NAD binding; oxidoreductase activity, acting on the CH-OH group of donors, NAD or NADP as acceptor. The record is from RefSeq and is a predicted model, not a curated record. Gene Ontology annotation, biological process: rRNA processing.
AGGCUGAGGACUUUGUGCAACUCUGCCUCACUUAAAUCCAAUUAAGUCAAAAGUCAAGAAGUCAGCCCCUGAUUUGAAAAAAGGAAGGACAAACAACAUCAAAUGUGUCAGAGGGAAAACCUUGCAUCCAAGUCUUCCUGACUACAAGGACAGCUCUCUACCUCCUGCACCCUACAUCAGCGCCGGAGCUGAGACCGGAAGCUGGAGAAAGAAAGCAACUCCACCUGGGCCGGGAAGAAUAACUCAGCAACACCGUAGCUGUUUGUAACCUUGGAGCACCAGCCCGAGUUUAUUUUCCUCUUUGGACAGAAAUUUUGCAGCGUCAUCAAGUAAAUAAUAUCUUUUAGAAUUCUGAAGUUCCUGAAGACAAUUUCAACAAAAGGUCAUGCAAAAUCAAGAGCUACCUUGUGUUUUGAUAAGUAGUUUUGAAGGACCCUAUGGUGUGAAUGAAGAUCAUGUAGAAGAUCUUAAGAAACAUUUUAAUCUUAUCACCAUGCAAGAAUUUCUUGAAAACAAAACACAUCUCAGUCAAAAGAUACAAGCAAUAUAUAUAUGGGGAGGGAAACCACAUAUUGACCAGGAGCUCCUGCAGAGCUUACCUACCUUGAAGAUUAUUGUAAAUCCAGGAGCAGGCCUGGAUCAUCUGGACCUGAACAUGAUUGCCAGCUUUGGUGUGAAAUUGGCCAACACUCCACAUGCUGUUACUAACAGCACUGCAGAUAUGGGAAUGGCCCUACUUCUGGCAUCAGCCCGGAGAAUAUUAGAAGGGAAUGAAAUAGCUACUUCACCAGACACUAAGCACUUUUCUAUUAACUGGAUGGGCCAAGAAGUGACUGGAUCUACUCUGGGAAUCAUAGGUAUGGGCAAUAUUGGCUAUAAGAUUGCUCAGCGAGCCAAAGGAUUUGAAAUGAAGAUUCUGUAUCACAAUAGGAACCGCAGGAAGGUGGAAGAGGAACAGGCAGUUGGAGCCCAUUACUGUGCACAGUUGGAUGAGCUGCUGCAGCAAUCAGACUUUGUAAUGCUGGCCGUCAGUCUGACACCCCAGACUCAUAAGUUGAUUGGAAAGAGGGAACUAGGACUAAUGAAACCCACCGCUUCUCUUGUUAACAUUGGCCGAGGUCAAUUGGUUGAUCAAGAUGCCCUAGUGGAAGCUCUUCAAACUGGAAUUAUUAAAACUGCAGGAUUGGAUGUGACUUACCCUGAGCCCCUACCAAGAUCUCAUCCUUUGUUAAAGUUAAAGAAUGUUAUUUUAACACCUCAUAUUGGAAGUGCAACUCAUCAAAGUCGACGUCUCAUGAUGGAAAAUAUGGUUGAAAGCCUUUUGGCUGCUCUCAGUGGCCUUCCCAUUCCUAAUGAGAGCCCACUAUUUAGCAGUAAAGAGAGCACUGUUUACCUAGGAGUAAGAUUUUCAGUCCAGUGGCUGAGCGGAAAGAAUCAUGCACUGGGAGAGAGAGGUAGAAUGAGAAAGAAGUUCUGGUAUGAAAGUCCUUCCCUGGGACCUCACCUAACACACAAUACAUCCAGCUGGGAAAAUCUAACAAAACAUACUUCAAAGAAGACGAGGAAAGAAGACAGCAUACGCAAAAGGGCCCUGGAUGGCAUUCUUUGUCGAGCAUUGUCAGAUUUGAUCUCUACCUCUGAAGUGAAUCAAGAUGUCUAUGAUCUGAAUGUGGAAUUUUCUAAGGUAUCUCUUGCUCCAGAUUUCUCAGCCUGUCGUGUGUACUGGAAGACAUCCCUCUCCGCUGAGCAAAAUGAUCACAUAGAAACAGUUUUACGGAGGAGUGCUUCACGUUUCAGGCAUCUUUUGAUUACCCAUCAAAUCCUAAGAAAUGUUCCUCCAGUAGUAUUUAUUCGUGAUAAAGAAAGUGCAGCAAUAGCAGAGGUAAAUCGGUUAUUGGAAAUUGCUGACUUUGGACCCCCUGAUGAAAAAGAUUUGACACAAAGUGACCCAAGUGAAUGUAAGGCUUCAGCAGCUUCUGUAUCAUCUCAUGUGUCAGAAUCCACCGUUCAGCCAAGUCUCUUUGGAAUUAACCAUGAGGCACUCCACAAACAGAUAAUGGAGUACAAAAGAAACAAAGAGAAAGGGCAUGAAGGUGUAAGCAUUGGGAGUGCAGAGCAAGAGCGGGAGCAGGUAUCCAUGCUGCAGAAGCAGGUGAAGAAGAAAAUGAAGAAGGCAAAGCGUCCCAAGGAUGAUGACAUUACCCCCCAGGAGUAUUUCCUCAACAGAUAUGAUAAUCAGCUGGACAAGGAUGAUACAUUUUUUGAAGAAUGUAAACCAGAGUAUGAACUGCAGGAAGCGUUAGAGAAAUUAGAGUUAGAGGAUAAUAGUAUUUGUGAAGAACAAAGUUCAUUAACUGCAGGUCUUGGAGAAAAUAAACUUAAGAAGUGUUAACUUUUCUGACAGUUUAAAAAAAAAAUUUGGUUUAGUUUGCUAUUUAACAUUAAACUGGUCCUAAAAAUGUACUCCUGUGCUAUCAUUAUGCAUAUUAUUAUUAUUAUGCACAUUAUUAUGCUUCUAUUUUGAAAAUUAAAAGUACAUUUUUCCAUUUUCAGAAUGGGAAGUCAGUUAAGGAGACACAUCAAAAAUUUCAGGGAAGAGUAAAACUGAGUUGGUCAAGAAAAGAUAUCAGUUAUUUCUUCUGAUCUAAGCUGGAAUCUGGUUUAUUGCCAUCCUGCUAUAGAUUUUCAUUAAAUAUCUAAUAGCUCAUUUGUGAAUUUAAGCCUGCUUUACUGUGUAAGGAGAACUUGGAAGAUUGCUUUCUCUCCUUUUCCCUCUCUGUUGUCUUAAUCAUUGCAAUUGAAAAGUAUGUUAAGUGCCUAAUUAGGUAUAGGGCUAGGCAGAGGGUACUCCCCAGAAGAACCCUAGCCCUGGUAAGAAGCUUGCUUACUAAUACAAGAACUUUAAAGAAACAACUCUGCAAGUGUUAGUAUGAACUCAUGGAGCCAAAGAUGAGCUGUAGCAGAAAGAAAUGAUAAACUUGGAAUGUAGUUCUGUGUGACCUUGAGCAGGUUAAUUCACUUCUCUGGGCCUCAGUUUCCUCAGUUGUAAUAUGAGGGAGUUGGACUAGAUCUCUAAAAGCUCCUUCCAGCCUAAGACCUUUGAUUAUAGAGAAUAUUUUAAUCCCACCUGUCAGCUAAACUUUCCAAGGUGAGUAAUGUAUCUGCUGAAGUUCUCUUAGAAAAUUCUGUUAACUUUUUAUCGAUGGGAAGAGAGGGGGAGCCAAAUUCUCUUGCCUCAAAAUAAAGUUACAGGGGGCAUUUGGAUUUAUGUCACCCUCAACUUAGACUGGCUAGUUGGAAAUUGGGCUUAACUGAUAAUAAUAAAAUUGAUCAAUUGAUGGUAUUGGAAAAAAAAUAAUAAAAUAUAUCUUCUGGUAUAAAAGAGACUGAGUACAGAGUUUGGUAGGCUUUCAAGACCACUUCAUUUCUGUUCAUCUGUUCUUGAGAAGUAUCUCAUUAUUUUAAACCAUGUGCCCUGAAAAUAAUCUCUCAUUUAUAGUACAUUGUUACUCUGAAGCUUUACAGUAAGUUGCAAAAAUGUCUAUUACAUUUUAUGAGUUCAGGCAUUGUAUAUGCUUUGAGUGUAGACUUAAACCUUCUCUAAAUUUUUAUUGCCUGACUCUCCAAACUUUCACAUUAGCCUAACUUUGCAUUUAAUAAAAUGAAUUAUUGAUGGUAA